Messenger RNA from Penicillium verhagenii, 876 nucleotides. RefSeq names its product formate/nitrite transporter family protein. Gene Ontology annotation, molecular function: high-affinity secondary active nitrite transmembrane transporter activity. NCBI's taxonomy places the organism in Eukaryota, Fungi, Ascomycota, Eurotiomycetes, Eurotiales, Aspergillaceae. Gene Ontology annotation, biological process: nitrite transport; transmembrane transport. The record is from RefSeq and is a predicted model, not a curated record. The coding region runs from base 1 to 876 and encodes 291 amino acids. Gene Ontology annotation, cellular component: membrane. The transcript has 5 exons.
AUGUCUUUCGACUCGUACUCUGUCCAGGAGGUCAUUGAGUCCGUGGCAAGAUCCGGAGUAAUAAAAGGACACACGCGAUUAGACAGGGUGUUUUUAAGCUCUGUAUCGGCUGGCUGCCUGCUGUCUUUUGCCUGUGCCACUGCUUUAAGCACGAACUCGUCGCCCUGGUUCGCGGAAAAUGCCCCUGGCUUGAUUCGCACGAUCGGCGCUUUGGUAUUCCCUUAUGGAUUGUGCAUGAUUAUUUUAACGGGCGCGGACCUUUGUACCGGAUCUUUCAUGUAUACCACAGUUGCGGCUCUGCAACGAAAGCUUCCCUGGUGGAAGAUGCUGGCCCAUUGGGUGGUCACGUUUUUUGGUAAUUUGGCAGGGUCGCUCUUUAUGGUGGCCAUCAUCUUUGGUUAUGGUGGAAUUUUUGACGCCGACCCUUUCAAGUCCGAGGUGAUCACGUUUGCGACUAAAAAGCAGGUUACACCUGACUUUCACAUGGGACGUGAUCUCGCGUCUAAGAUCAUGGGUAUCUGGUGGCCGAUUUUCGCUUUCGUUUCUCUCGGCAUGGACCACGUUGUUGCCAACAUGACGUUUGUUCCCCUUGCUAUCUGGUUGAAAGCGCCUGAAAUUUCUGUUGGUUUAUACAUUUGGAAGGGUAUCAUCCCUGCUUUAAUCGGCAACAUUCUCGGUGGUGGUGUAUUUUGCGGAACGUACUAUUGGUACAUGUAUCUUCUGGAUGUGAACACGCUUUCCAUUCCCGGGCUGAAGAAGAGCGGGAGUGAGACGCAAGCUGUUACUCCAGAGACAUACCCCACAAAGGAUGGGGACAUCGAGGCCAAUGCCGGAACCUCAAGUGGUGUAUAUUCUGGAACUUCAAAUGCUGUGUAG